UGUUUGAGGCUUUGGGGAAGGGAUUGACAGACACCGCAUGUACUGCUGGAGCUGCCCAUGCUGUGGAAUAACAUUGACUUAGGGUAAAGGUGUGUGUGGACACCGCCCGUCAGUGCACAAGCAGCAUGUGAUGCCACAGCAGCUCCCGUAUUCUGUCCAGCAUUGUGUUUAUUGCGAGUGGGGAGCCCCUCCCACUCCGAGGACAUGUUUGAAGUCAAACCCCGGGCGGUGGAGAAGAAAGAGUCGAGCACAGAGACAGAUGAGGGGCUGGGCAGCAGCGGGAGGCAUUAUGGCUCUGGCUCGCUGGGAUCCGGUUCGGCCGGUUCUGUCUACCUGUCCGACAGCCAGGACUGGGUGGUGUCCCCGAGCUGCUCCCCGGACGAAGGCCCCGUCCAGCACAACGCCAUCUCCCCCAUGUUGGCCGAGGAGACCUUCCGCUACAUGAUCCUCAGUGCCGAUCGGGUGGAGCAGAUGACCAAGACUUACAAUGACAUCGAAGUGGUCACGCACCUUUUGGCUGAGCGGGACAGAGACUUGGAGCUGGCAGCUCGGAUCGGCCAGUCGCUUCUGCAGAGAAACCACCUGCUGCAGGAACGAAACGAGGCCGUAGAGGAGCAGCUCGCACAGGCUCUGGACCAGGUCCACCAGCUGCAGCAUGAGCUCAGUAAGAAGGACGAGCUGCUGCGGAUGGUGGCCAGCGCCUCGGAGGAGAGCGAGACCGACUCCAGCGUGUCCACCCCCCAGCGGCAGCCUCAGCCGCCGGGGGGAACCACCGCCGCCGCCGCUCUCAGCCAGCUGGAGUUUCUGCAGAACAAGCUGCAGGACCUGGAGGAGGAGAACCUGUCACUGAGGUCUGAGGCGUGUCAGCUGAAGAGAGACACCAUCACCUAUGAGGAGAAGGAACAGCAGCUGGUCAGCGACUGUGUCAAGGAGCUACGUGAGUCCAACAGCCAGAUGGUGUCUCUGACGGACGAGCUGUCUCAGAAGAACGAGGAGCUGCUCAGGCACCAGGAGGAAAUCGCUCAGCUGCUCUCACAGAUCGUGGAGCUGCAGCACAGAGUGAAGGAGCUGGCUCUGGAGAAAGAGGAGCUGAGGAUCCACCUGCAGGCCUCCAAAGAUGCUCAGAGGCAGCUCACAGCGGAGCUGAACGAGUUGGCGGAGAGGAACGCCGAGUGUGUGGAGAUGCUCCACGAGUCCCAGGAGGAGAUCAAGGAGCUGCGCAAUAAGAACACUCCCUCUGCUGGGAUGCGACGGCACAUUUCCUACGGCCUCUACCCCAUGGACUCGCUGGCAGCAGAGAUCGAGGGCACCAUGAGGAGAGAGCUGAGUGUGGAGGAGGAGACCGCCUUUCAGGACCAAAGAAUUUCCCAGAAGCGAGUCUUCCAGACGGUCCGCUCUGUCAACGCCUCGGCAUCGCGUCCAGCUUCGGCCACCCCUCCUAUCCCCGGCUCCGGACAGAGCUCUCUGGUGAUGACUGCACAGCCCUUCCAGUCUGCUCAGGGGGAGGAGGUGCGCCUGGGUCAGCCCGGCUGUCCAGGAGGAAACGACCUCACCAGAGCGCUGCACCGACUGUCGCUGCGGCGCCAGAACUUCCUGUGCGAGCGGCAGUUCUUCCAGGCCGAGCGCGAGAAGAAGCUUCAGGCCCUGUCGGCGGCCCCGGGGGUCGACGGGGACGAGAGCGGCUGCAGCUCGCCGAUGGGCAGCGUGCUCUCCUCGUUCUCCAACCUGUCAGAGCUCUCCAUCAGCUCCAGCGUUUUCAAGACCUUCCUGCCCGAGAAGCUCCAGAUUGUCAAGCCCAUGGAAGGCUCGCUGACGCUCCACCACUGGCAGCAGCUGGCCAAACCCCACCUGGCCACCAUCCUGGACCCACACCCCGGCGUGGUGACCAAGGGCUUCCGCCCGCUGGCUCAGGACGCCGUGUACCGGCUGUCUGACAUGGAGGAGGACGAGGAGGACGAAGAGCAGGUUGGUGUCCUGGAGAAGGGGGCGGCGGAGAGAGGGAAGGAGGAGGAGGAGGAGGAGGAGGAGGAGGAAGGCGGGAUCACCUUCAACGUCCGCUGUUCUUCUACACCAGAGGAGAGGAAGGACAGGAACCGUUCGGUGUCGCCUCUCCCCCUCCGCCCUCUCUCCUCCACCCUGCCGGCAUCGCCCGCCACGCCUGCCGCUUCGUCGUCGGUGCGAUCAGACGUCUGUCUCACACCGCGACACGUCACAGACAAAUCCAGCCUAUCAGCUCAGUCCAUUCCAGUCGCCUCCACGGCAACGGUCCAAUCACAGAGUCUGGUUUGUACCACGACAUCAGCGACAGCUUCCUCCUCCGUCCAAAACCCAGGCAAGUGUCAGAGCUCCACCUUCUCCACCUACACCUUCACCACCUGCCGCAUCCUGCACCCGAGUGACAUCACACAGGUGACCGCAAGUUCUCAGUCGUCCCUGAUGGCCAACACCCCCAGCUCCAUGAGGACCGGCCCCAGCACCCCCGUCACUCCCUGCAGGCUGAGUCUGGGCGACUCCUUCCCCCCUCGCCGGCCCGCUGCAGCCCCCUGUGGUCUGGCCAAGCUGGUCCUGGAGAGGGGCAUUUCCGCACAAGUCUCCACCGACACCCCCCCUGCAUCCCCGAAACCCGCCUCCCGGCAGCCCCUCUUUCACCUCAUGCCCAGCACCCCCCCUAACUCCCCCUCACACUCCCCUGCUCCCUCCCCGGUUCCUAUGGAGCCCCGGCAGCACUCGGCUGACAAUUUCCUCGCCUCUCGGCCUGCAGAGCUUUUCCUCCAAGACGUUUACGGGUUGAACCUGGGCCGCGCCCCGCAUCCCGACCUGCCCAGCCCCUCCCAGGAAGCCCCAGGCCUCGUCUCCACCGCCAAGUCAGGCCGAGGCCGGCCGGACCCGGUGAACGUGGGCCUGGUGGAGAGGCUGCGGCGGCUGGGGUUCACUAAGGUGCUGCACGGCUCAGAGUCUGACGCUUCGGCGCCUCGCCAGGAUUCGGCCACGUUUGUGUCAGCGGGCGGAGGGAGCCUGUUGGACGGCCUGAGGCGCAACCAGAGCCUCCCGGCCAUGAUCGGCGCCCGGGCGGGGAAGUCGACCGCUAACCCUCCUCCUCACCCCACUUCCCUGGCUCUGCCCCCGCCCCCAUGGGGGAACCUUAAAGAACGCCGCAGACAUCUCGCCUCCGUCUCCAACCCAAACUCAGCCAAGCGCUGAGGGCAGGAGGCGGGUCCAGAACUCCAGAACUCCUCCCUCACACCUCCACCCCAUCUCUCCUCCUUUCUGCCUUCGGAGAGAGAAGUCAGGGCCAGAACAAUCCCUCCUUUUUAUGACUUCAUUUUAAAGCACAAUUUAACUGAACUGACUGUUUCUGUGUGUAGACGUCUGCCAUGAUGCUAGUUCAUAAGGCCUUAGCUUGCCUCCGAGCGGGUUAUUCUCUUCUUAGGUUCGCUAGUUCUCCGGAUGUCCAGGUGCAGGUAGGGGAAGAAGGGACAACAUGUAAGUGUACGAGGGUUUGUGGAAGUGGAUCAGAAGAGAGUGAGAGGAAGGAAGUGUGUGAAAGCGAGGGACAGUGUGAUCUGUUUAGAAGAGAAAGGAAGGUGGUGAGAGUGAAAAUGAGCAUCCGGAGUCUUGCAGUUUCAAGGGCUUGUUCUGUCGUGGGUUAGAAAAGCUUUAGUGUGUAGUAGAGCAGCAUCAUGCUAGCCCAGUGGAAGGUUUAAGGACACAUGCCUUUAGAGUCAGAAGAGAACUUGCUUUUAUUACUUGAGGACUAGCUGGAAGACUUUAAGCGCUAGCUGGCUCAUCAGCGUACUGCCAGGCUAAUCUUGUAGUCGGACCAUGCCUCCAAACACGCCAGUAUUAAUUCAUAUGAUAAUGAUUUUACAGUAGUCCAGUGUUUGCACGGAUGUCUGGUAACCGUCCAUGUGCCGUGGCCGAGCGUCUGCAUGAGAAGCAACCUUGCCUACAGGUCCCAGCAUGCACCUGUCUGCAGACGGGUGGGGCCAGACUGAAGGCGAGGUCAGAACCAAAUCGGGCGCCAGGCAAAAAAAAAAAAAAAAAGGAGAAAAGGGUCGGCCUUUUCCUUCAGGUCCUUGUGUUUUAUGUGUGUUUUUUUAAUGGUAUGAGGCCUUAAGUAGAAGCCAGCACUGUUCUGAUUUGAGUUCCUGUUAAGCCAUGUUUGUACAUACUAGCUGCACUCGGUGGGGGCUGGAGGUUCGGUUCAUUUGAGGAUCACUGCUCGGUCGGUCACCACGGGGGUAAAAUGUUUUUAAAGAGAAUCGGUACAGCUUUCAGCCAUCAUGCUCGUCUCAGGCCUGUUCAGGUUAAGAGGGAAAAACCACUUCGUUUAGCCGUGUGUCACAUCCAGGCGGUUGUUUUCUGUGUUUAAAAUGUCUCGGAUUUCCUUCACGCACGUGUGCGGUUCACACGUUGGCCAGCAGGUGGCAGCAUCCUAACAGGAGUUAACAUGUUAAAGUACCUUCUAAGAUUCUGUACAUUAGAGCUUUGACCCCGGCUGCUGUUCCUAACAUCCACCCACCCCGCUGACCCUCCCACCCAGUAACUGCACUUUUACUUUUGUAUUUAACCUUUAUUAAUUUACUGACAACACUGACAUAAGAGUUUAACAUAUUAAUGAAGAAAACUUAGCAUAAUGUGUGCCUGUUGUAACGACGUCCGCUAACAUUUUAAGAUUUUAAUAUAUGCAGCGUUUUGUUUUUGCUUUUCACAUGAAGGGAAUCCAAAUCAAGCUAAAAGUGUUAUUUUUUAUUAUUAUUAUUUUGGAAGUAAUGGAAUUACUCUGGCUUUAUGUUUCUGUGACGCAUUUUAAGCUAAUUAGCGCUACCGUGUUUUUAAAAAGAGCUUCAGCUAAACGUUUUGUAAGAAGGAAGGCACAUCCAGACUGUUCAUAUCUCUAGAUUAGCUCUUUAGAUUAGUCGUCCAGUUGUUCCUUGUAAAGCAGGAGGUUCAGGUUUGUGUCUUUCUUUGGCUAAAACAUUCUUCCUCAUUCUCCCCUCUGAGAUCAUGUUUCCUUCAUGGCUAUUAUUCGGUUGCCUCUUUUUUUAAAUAAAGCAAUAUAAAUAUAA
Molecule: messenger RNA, 5069 nt
Organism: Stegastes partitus (bicolor damselfish)
Lineage: Eukaryota; Metazoa; Chordata; Actinopteri; Pomacentridae
Gene: trak2
Product: trafficking protein, kinesin binding 2
Exons: 16
Coding region: 205-3201 (998 amino acids)
Biological process (GO): neurogenesis; mitochondrion distribution; protein targeting
Cellular component (GO): cytoplasmic vesicle; dendrite; mitochondrion
Molecular function (GO): GABA receptor binding; myosin binding
Source: RefSeq, a predicted model, not a curated record